Molecule: messenger RNA, 972 nt
Organism: Psylliodes chrysocephalus
Lineage: Eukaryota; Metazoa; Arthropoda; Insecta; Coleoptera; Chrysomelidae
Source: the annotation of a GenBank genome assembly
AUGGCUUUUCGAUCAAUCUGCAACAAAAUUCUUAUACGAUCUCUUUUUAAAAACCAAAAUUUAAGAAACAAAAGUUCAGUACCGGUACGAAUAGUCGAAGUGGGGCCUAGAGAUGGUUUGCAAAACGAAUCUGUUAAAGUUCAUCCAGAUGUUAAAAUCGAAUUUAUUAAUCAACUAUCCCAAACUGGUUUAAGAACAAUAGAGGUUACAAGUUUUGUAAGUCCAAAAUGGAUACCCCAAAUGGGGGAUAAUGCAGAAGUUUUUUCCGGAAUUAAAAAGGAAACAGGUGUUACAUAUCCAGUAUUAGUGCCAAAUAUACAGGGAUGCAAAUUAGCCUUGAAAGUGGGUGCAGAAGAAGUAGCAAUUUUCAUAGCAGCUUCAGAAGGGUUUUCAAGAAAAAACACCAACUGUACAAUACAAGAAAGUCUGAAUAGGACCAAAGAAGUUAUAGAUUUAGCCAAAGAAAAUAAUAUUAAAGUUAGAGGUUAUGUUUCUUGUGUAAUAGGAUGUCCAUAUGAUGGAAAAGUACCUCCAUCAUCUGUAGCAAAAUUGACAGAAACUUUAUUAACAAUGGGCUGCUACGAAAUAUCACUAGGGGAUACAAUAGGGGUGGGAACUAAAAUAACGGUACAUAAUAUGCUACAAGAUGUUUUAAAAACAACCACAUCUGAUAAAUUAGCUAUCCACUGUCACGAUACUUAUGGUCAAGCUUUAGUAAAUAUUCUUGUAGCUCUUGAACAAGGCAUAACAGUGGUAGACGCGGCAGUUGCUGGUUUAGGGGGUUGUCCAUAUGCCAGAGGCGCUACUGGUAAUGUUGCUACAGAAGAUUUAGUUUAUAUGUUAGAAGGUAUGGGUGUGAAUACAGGAGUCGAUUUGAAAAAGUUAAUUAAAGCAGGGCGGUAUAUCAGUGAUUAUAUCAAAAAAGUACCUGCUUCUAAGGUCAAUAAUGCUUUGCAUUCUAAAUUAAAUUGA